CACCAAGCACACGUGAACUUCAGUUGGUUCAAGACUGAAAGUUGGUGAACACAUUCAGUUUCAGUUUCAUUAACAAUCUGUGGCGUCUAAACGGACUUUCAGUAUGGGUGUUUCCUGAGGAUGGUUCUCACACAAAGUGUGAAGCAUGUUGACUGUUUCCUCCGUUUUGCCUCCAAGAUAAAAAGUGACGUCACAAGGUUAAGCAGUUUAAUCUCAGAAACUCUCAACAACAUCUCCUUGUUGGUAGUAAUGUAUAGGCCAGCAGCCAUUUUGCAUCCUGAUUUCAUUGCACAGCUUCAAAGAAGUGGACAGUAUCCACCCAACCUUUUUGUCCCAAUCCUCAACUUCCCCUUCCAACCCCAGAUCUUAGCCAACCCUGCUGGCUUCAUCAAUCCAGCCUCCGUGCCCAUCCAGAGGAAUGAAGCUGCAGAUUUGAGAGAGAAGAUACGCACUGAUAUACUACGGAAACUCAAGCACGAAGGAAGUGAAAGUCCACAGCUACUGUCACCUGACUUUGCAUCUGACAGCUUAGAUGGUGUUACAAUGUUUAGGAGUGCAAGGAAUGAUAAUGCUGUACAUAGCAGGUCUAACAGCAGUAAGGAGAACCCAGGUAUGAAGCGACCCCGGAGUGGGUCACGCUUUGAGACGCCAAAGAAACCCCGCAUGGGAAAGCCUGAAGAGAAGGGUUUCCCUACAGGAAUCCAGUGGUCCAUUCCUCAGACUAUUGCUCCUACAGGUACAGAGAGGAUAUCGGAGUCUAUAUGGCAGUAUUUCCUGCAGACUCAGCAGACCGAGGACAUCUAUCAGGCUAAAGUACGACUGAGAAAUGCUCUUUAUGCUGUGUUUCAGGGCGUCUUUCCUUUUUGUGGUCUGUACAUUGUUGGGUCAUCCAUGAAUGGUUUUGGCACAAGAAACAGUGACAUGGACCUCUGCCUGAUGCUAUCAAUACAUUCUAUUGACCAGAGGAAAGAAGCUACAGAGAUAUUGUUCCUGCUGCAGAAGUCUUUAAGGAAUUGUUUCUUUGUUAAAAAGUGCCAAGUCAUCCGAGCUGCUGUUCCCAUUCUUCGAUUCUGGGAUAAAUGCAGGGACUUUGAGUGUGAUCUGAACAUCAACAAUGCUGUUGGAAUCAGGAAUACACAUUUACUCAGAUAUUAUGCAACAAUGGACUGGCGGGUACGCCCCUUAAUGCUGUACAUCAAGUUCUGGGCCAGAUUCCAUGACAUUAAUGAUGCAAGGAAGAAGACGAUAUCCAGCUACUCGCUAGGUCUCAUGUUGAUACACUACUUACAGGUUGGCUGUAACCCCCCAGUUCUGCCCUGUCUGCAGACACAGUUCCCUAAAACUUUCAAACCUGAUGCAGAUAUCCGGGAACUGAAACUGAAUGAGAAACUGCCUUUGGCCGAGACGCAGAACAAAGAUUCUCUUGGAGAUCUUUUCCUUGGCUUUCUAGAAUACUAUUCCUUCAAAUUUAAUUUUGAUGCAGAUGCUAUAAGUAUUCGACAAGGUGCACGGGUGCCGAGGAGCGUCAUGAUGAAACAGACAGCAGACAACCAGAGGCAGUGGAAAUGUCUCUGUAUUGAAGAGCCGUUUGACAGGUCAAACACAGCAAGGUCUGUGUAUGACGAGUUCACCUUUCAAAGAGUCCAGCGUGUUUUCAAGAACAGCUUCUUCAGAUUACGAAAGACAAAUGACAUUGAGUCUAUCACCAGUGUCCCAUUCUGAGCAUCAUCAUCAGCAGCAGCAGACCAUAACUGCUGAUACAGACAGAUGGCUACAGGCCAUCGCUACACCUUCCAAACUCAGGGUUCUUCAUGGACGCAGCACAUCCUUGUAGUGACAAGGGGAGGAAACUCUCCCCUGUAUUAUUACUCUACUGACAUUACUCAGUGUUGACCCAGUUGUUUUGGUGAAGAUUCAUGACUGAUUCAAUGUCAGUAUUGCUUUCUGGUAGCUUUUCAGUGAAGCCAACAAAAGCCCCCGGACAUGCUUCAAGUUAGGUGUGGAAUAAUAUUUAUGUGUGUGCAUAAUUUUGGAAAUGAGUACCAAAUGGACAUUAAUGACAACUGAAAAGGAUCUAAAAUUUGUGUUGAUACUUGACAUAGGAAACGUGCUGUUCUGGUCUUGAACUGAUGACCGGUCCUACUCCAGUCAAUGUGUAGUGCCGCUGUCAUGAUAGGAUGACACGAGUCAUAUUAGACUGAUCUCAGGGUACUAGUUGUAUCAGUGUAUCAGAGCCUCUUGUGUACCACUUGAACUUGCAGUGUACUUCAUCUGCCUCAUCUGUGGCCCCAAGUGAUCAAGGCCUCUUGUGUACCACUUGAACUUGCAAUCCUGCCUCAUCUGUGACCCCAAGUGAUGAGUCUUGUUUGGAAAUUACAAGAGAAGGGCGGAGUAUUCCUACAGAUCCUCUGGCUGCUGAAAUCUCUGUGAAUGUGUGUAAACCUUUCAGUUUGUGUGGACAGUGUGCAUGAUAUCCAGUGUGUAGCUAAGAAUAUACAAAGAGUGAAUCACUGUGAACACUAGAGAAUUGUCAGUGUUUCGUGUACAUGGCCUUAAUAUUUUCAUGAGCACCGGAGAGAGGAAUUUUCGGUAUGUUGUGUACAUGGACUGUGUGACUCUUCAUGGGGUUUUUCAUCAGCUGGUUCUGGACAAGAGAUAAAGCAGGUGUUUGGCUACUUAUAUUCAGAAAUGUCAGGGAUCUUCCUGUUCAAAAUAAUAAAUUCAUUACACUGUUUACACCACUACAUUUGAUUAUUUCAGCAUGACAUUCAUUGUCUCAACUGUUGAUGUUUCAUACAAAUGCAUCAUAUCAACAUGAGGACUUUUCCCUGUCUGUCUCUGGACAAUCUAAAUGUCAGUCAGUGCUUAUUCACAGUAUCAAUCUAUUUCAAUAAUGUACUCCAACUACACAGGGUGUGAAUUUUUCUGUGGCUAUGAUGAACAACAACCAUGACAUGGUGGCAACUAGAAUCAUAGGAAAUGGCAGUAGCAUCUAGGUUAUUGCUUAAUUUAAGAUGUGUGUCCGGAAAUAUAGGAACAUGUUCAAAGUGGAGUAUGUGAACAAACGCAUUGUUUACUAUCUGAAGCAACUAUAUAAGGUACUAGUACUUUGUAUUUUCUGAAAACUGCUAAAUGUGACAUGCUAUUUUGUGUUUAUACCUUCUCAGUGGUCGAGGAAUUGAUGUAAAUUGAGUCAACUGCUGGGUCUCUGAUUGUAUUUCUAGUGAUUUCUUGGAAGAUCACCAACUGUCUGACCCAUGCAGUAUCUGUUUAAAGUUUACUUAAUAAUAAUGAUUAUCAGAACCUUGUUUACAUAUUCAUCUAUGAUCUUAAGUCAAUAUCAGUGCAAUGAUUUGCAGUUUUCUUUAAUGAAAGGUGUCCAUACCCUGAUACCAGUUUUGCUAGGGUGUUGAUAACAGAGGGAAACCAUUCUCCCUCACUCACUCUCUCUCUCGCGUUCAAUUACCACAGAUGUCAAACAUCAUUUUGACUGUCACUGAUCUCACUUUUGAAUAAAAUGAAUAACAAAGAAUUGAUAUAAGUUAAAUACACCGAUGGAUGCACUGGUCUACUUAAACUUUCUGUAUUUAGUAAGCAGUGUCAUAAUUCUUUAGCUGAUGGCUAGGGGCAUUAAUCAAGGAGCCUUUAUUUUCCCAUUUCCAUGAAAAGUAUCAGUUUGUUUUCAUCUGAUAAUGUUUGUGGGUUUGUUUUUUCUUUGUGAAGUGCUUGUAAAACUAUCCUUUUGAACCAUCUUCUUUGUUUGUUGUUCAACACUGGCCUUAGCAAUAUUCCAGCUAAAUGACAGUAGUCUGUAAAUGUCUGGACCUGGCAAUCCAGUGAUUAACAUCAUGAGCAUAAAUCUUCUCACUUGGGAUAAGAUGACAUGCAUGACCCAAGUCAACAGCCAUGACAGCUUGAAACUGCAUCUGAAACUGUCCCUAACACUAUUGUAUUGCCAGUAGUGGGGCACCUUAUCAAUCGAUACUUGGAUACAGAACUACUUCAGGGGAAUUCCUAAUGUCUAAAAAAGUGUCAAAUAGGGAUGGUUUCGUAACAAAUUUCAUUUAUGGGCAUAUUAUGUCAAGCAUAUCUGUUUUGAAGUUACUAAAGAAUAUAUUCUACUUUCCAAAAGAAGUUGUACACUGUUGUGUGUCAAAUUGCUGUAAUCCCUAUCAUCGGCAGCUCAUCUGGUCUUUGUGUGACCCAAACACUCAACCAAAGCUUUAAGCAUAACAGAGUUUGCUGAUGUGAAGCACCAGCUUCAGCAGCUGAUGAACAUCAACAAACACAACUUCAGUCCUUAAAUCUUUCAUCAGUACAUUUGCAAGUUGUACAGAAAUUCUGUAACAGUAAAUAUACAGCCAUUAUAUAUGAUCACUCAUUCUCAUCAAAAUGUUUAUUGAACAGAACUGAAGUGUGUAGUCUGCUCUCUUGAUCCAUAAUUGCUAGAACCAUGAAUAUUGUCUCGGGAAUAUUGUCUGAAGUACAAGGUGCCACUUAAGUCAAAGUCAUUAGAUAAAGCUCAACUUGCAGCCCUGUCUUAGUAGCAUCAUUCUUCAUGCCAGUCAGGUUUUGUUGACUUCAUUAAUGAUCGUAGAACAAUGUAAGAAGAAAACAAAGAACUGUCUCUCAACAUCUGGGCCUAGAUUUUGAAGCUCUCUUAGCGCUAAGAUAGUCGUAAGUUAAUGUUAAUGUAUGACACUUACGACUAUCUUAGUGCUAAGAAAGCUACGAAAAUCUAGGCCCUGAAGACUUACGGAUUGCUAAUCUCAUCUGGGAGAAGUUGAAUCAAAGGCAAUGAUAGACAAUUACUGAUUUAUUCUCCAAUCUUAUCUCGUGAUAUAUGAAUACAAAUAGUAUAUGAAGACAACUGCAGUGUUCCCUAAUGUGUUGGUCUAAUGUCACUUAACAAGCUAUGUCACAGACAGCUAAAUCUGUCAUGCUUGAAACUGACCUCAGGGAACUUAAAUAUUAAAAAGACAAAAAAAAAAGUAUGAAAUCGUCUCAUUGUAAAAAUCGUUGUGAUGUUCAUGUUUUCAUAGUUUAUGAAUUGACUGUUUUAGGACAAUUUUACAUUGUGAAAGUAAUAUAUGCUUUUUAAGAUCAUUAACUUUCAUUGGAUUAAUGAAAAUGUAAAUACAUUUUGUUUCAGACCAACACAUUGAUGUACAUUAAAGUGUCAGACAUUGUGAUAUGUAAGAUGAAUUAUGUGAAAUAAAACACAUUUACAAAUAA
Messenger RNA from Haliotis rubra (blacklip abalone), 5235 nucleotides. Its product is annotated as poly(A) RNA polymerase gld-2 homolog A-like. The record is from RefSeq and is a predicted model, not a curated record. Gene Ontology annotation, molecular function: poly(A) RNA polymerase activity. NCBI's taxonomy places the organism in Eukaryota, Metazoa, Mollusca, Gastropoda, Lepetellida, Haliotidae. The transcript has 13 exons. Bases 121 to 1722 code for a protein of 533 amino acids. Gene Ontology annotation, cellular component: cytosol.